UAAAUUUGAAUAUGCUGACAAGGUUAUAAAAGAACUAAAAUCUGUAAACGAAAGAUGGAUUAUAGAUUUAGAAAAUCAAACCAUAAUAAAAAAUAAAAUAAUUGGUAAUAGUUUACUGAAUGCUUCAUUUUUAGUCUACGCUGGUCCAUUUUCAUUAGAAUAUCGUGAAAGAAUCAUUUUUAAUGAUUGGUACAAUCAUAUUAUUGAUUUGGGAUUACCAAUUGACUUGAACAUUGAACUAGAAAAAGAACUAAUUGAUGAAAAAGUGAUAUAUGAUUUAAUUUCAAAUUGUUUGCCUUGUGACAAAUACACAAUUCAAAAUGGAAUAUUGAUGACUCAAUCGAAUCGAUAUCCUCUUUGUAUUGACCCACAUAAUCAAGGAUUUAAUUGGAUUAAAAACCAUGAAAAAAAUAAUUCAUUAAAAAUUCUUUCAUUUGGUGAUAAUGAUUAUUUUGUGCAUUUUAAAAAUGCUUUGCAAUAUGGACAACCAGUAGUUUUUAUCGAUUUUGAAAACAUAAAUUUAGAUAUAAAAGAUUUAUUAAAUAAAAAUAUACAAUCGGAAUCAUUGGAUUCUGAAUUUAUUGAGAUUGAUGAUAAAAAAUAUAAGUUCAAUAAAAACUUCAGAUUAUACUUGAUGACUAAACAAACUAAUCCAAAAAUUACAACAUUCAUUUACUCCAAUAUGACUGUAAUAAAUUGUUCUAUCACACAAGAAGGAUUGGAAAGUCAACUACUAAAUUUGGUGAUAAAACAUGAAAUAAAAGAACUAGAAGAUAAGAAAGAAUUAGUUGUAAAAAAUAUAUAUCAAAAUAAGGAAGCACUUGAAGAAUUUAAAAAUACGUUUAUAAAAGAAAUCAUAAAUUGCACCGAACCUUUGAUUGAUAAUCCACAUCUUUUAAAUAAACUCGAAGAUAUAAAAUUGAAAAUUAAUUUAUGUUCUACAGAAUUAAAAUCGUCUAUUGAAUUAAUGUCUUUAGUUGACCAGUCUAGGGAUGUUUAUAAAUCUGUAUCACAAAAAGGAACUUUAUUUUAUAUGUCUCUUUCUGGAUUAAAAGAUAUCAACCCUUUGUAUCAAUUUUCAAUACAGUCGUUCAUGAAAUUGUUUUUGAAUUCAAUUGAUUCAGCAAAAAAAGAUCAAAAUGUAUUGAACAGGAUAUCAAAUAUUAUUUUUCAACUUACAAAUGAUGUUUACGAAUUUAGUAGUAUCAGUAUUUAUGAAAAACACAACUUAUUAUUUUUAUUUCAAAUAGCGUGUACGUUAGAUAGAGAUGCAGGACAUUUAUCGAAUUCUGAAUUAAUAUUCUUCAUCAAAGGUAAAAUUAUAGGCUCUGAAAAUGUUACCAUAAAAAACCCAACAACAUGGUUAUCAAAUAAAUGUUGGCAAAAUGUUGUUAAUUUAAGCACGAACUUUAAAAAUUUUUCGAAUUUGACUGAACAUAUUUGUAAUAACACCGUCAAUUGGAAAGAGUGGUUUUAUUCAGAAUAUCCAGAAUCUGAAAAUACAAUACCUAUCAAAAUAACUAAAUGUUUUGAAGUCUUAAUGCUAAUAAGAUGUUUUCGAACUGAUCGAGUGUAUCAAUCUGUUGAAAAUUACGUUUAUAAAAUGAUUGAAGUAAAUCAUGAGAAGUGCAUCAAUAACAAAAAUACAAAUCUUGAAAAUAUACAUAAAAAAUUUUCAAAUUUAACACCAUGUAUUUUAAUAUUAAAUAACGGAUCUGAUCCGAUAAAGGAUCUGACUAAUCUUGCAGAAAAAAAUGAUAUAACUGGUCCAACGUACAAGGUUCUUUCAUUAGGAACUUUCAAUGAAGACGUUAUUUAUUCAGCUUUGAAAUCCGCAAUGUACCGCGGAAAUUGGUUGAUUGUACAAAACUGUAAUUUUUCUGUUCAUUUUCUAUACGAAACUGAAUAUAUAUUAGAACAAUCAAAUGAAAGUUGGCAUCCAAACUUUAGAUUAUGGUUAAUAUUUAAUGGAGAUUCAUUAUCGAGUGAUUCAUUUCCAAUAUCUCUCUUGCUCAGGUCAUUAAAAGUUAUUAUUGAACCUUCGAAUCAUAUGAGGAUAAGUAUGCAGAAAACUUUAGAUAAAUAUGAUUUUGACGAUCAAGAAGAUAAAAAUCAACAUCCUGCUUUCAAAUCAUUACUAUAUACAUUACUAUUUUUCCACGGAAUAUUAUUAGAACGCCAAAAAUACAAUCAAUUUGGAUGGAGUAUACCAUACAAUUUUGAAUAUUCUGAUUAUGAUAUGUGUCAACUAAUAAUUACUAUCUUCUUGAAAAAAAGUGUAAAAAAUGAAAUACCUUGGACUACAUUUAAAUAUUUAAUCGGUGAAAUCAUAUAUGGAGGAAAAGUAAUCGAUAACUAUGACCGCCAAAUUCUUUUGACAUACGUGGAUGAAUAUUUUGGUGAUUUCAUACAUAGUUCUUACCAACCGUUCAGCUUUUAUAACUGCAAAGAUUGUUAUAAGCCAGUAAAAUACAUAGAGGCGGAAAGAAAACUAUUUGAAAGUAAUAAACACAGUUUAAAAGAAGUAGUUAAUGAAUUACCAUUGUCUAUUAACCCGGAAGUUUGCGGAUUAAAUUCAAAUGUUUUAUUUGAAUACCACAAUAAUUUGGUUAGACUUUUGUGGACAGACAUGAUAAAGUUAUAUCCAAGUGUUGAUAUAGUUUAUGAUGAAAACACUGAUUGGGAUAAAGUUGUACAAAAUACUACUGAAGACAUUUUAAAAUCAUUGCCUGAACUUUAUAAUAUAAAUAAAGUAAAAUUGUUUUACGGAGAUAAAUGUUUUGCUCCUAAUAUUAUAGUUUUACUUCACGAACUUGAGAAAAUUAACGCGUUAUUAGACGUAAUAAGAAACAACCUAUCACAACUCUCAAAGGUAUUUUUGGGAAAAGUGGAAAUGAAUUCGAUGUUAGAAGAAGUUUCAAUGUGUUUAUACGCCGGUCGUGUUCCGGAUUGCUGGAGCAAAUUAUCACCACCGUCGGUUAAAUCAUUGCCAGGUUAUAUUCAACACCUUACAAAACGUACACUUCAAUAUUCGAAUUGGAGCCAAAUUAGAGAACCUUUAGUCAUGUGGCUGUCAGGGUUACACUCACCAAAAUCAUACCUCACAUCUUUGAUACAAUUGGCAUGUAGAAAAUACGGUUGGUCAAUUGAACACAGUAUGUUUUAUACAUCUGUUACUCAGUGGACUUGUGAAAGCGAAGUCCAACGAGAACCAGACGCUGGAUGUUACAUCACCGGAUUAUAUUUAGAAGGUGCACGUUGGGAUAUGGACAAACAAUGUUUGACAGAAUCUGCUUUUCAAAAUAUAUUUGAAAAGUUGCCAAUUUUGGCUAUUAUUCCUAUUGAAACUCGCUUGCUAAAAUUACCUAAGAGUUCAAUUACCAUACCAGCUUAUGUGACUUCGAAACGAGGAAAUUCGAUGACCGAUAAUUGUGUGUUUCAAGCCAAUUUGAAUACACUGCUGCAUAAGAGUUUUUGGAUUUUACGAGGGGUUUGCAUUGUUAUGAAUACUGAUUAA
Messenger RNA from Rhopalosiphum maidis (corn leaf aphid), 3517 nucleotides. Its product is annotated as dynein heavy chain 10, axonemal-like. The coding region runs from base 332 to 3517 and encodes 1061 amino acids. Gene Ontology annotation, molecular function: dynein intermediate chain binding; dynein light intermediate chain binding; minus-end-directed microtubule motor activity. The transcript is spliced from 14 exons. Gene Ontology annotation, cellular component: dynein complex. Gene Ontology annotation, biological process: microtubule-based movement. The record is from RefSeq and is a predicted model, not a curated record. Lineage: Eukaryota; Metazoa; Arthropoda; Insecta; Hemiptera; Aphididae.